Molecule: messenger RNA, 2115 nt
Organism: Ectocarpus sp. CCAP 1310/34
Lineage: Eukaryota; Phaeophyceae; Ectocarpales; Ectocarpaceae
Source: the annotation of a GenBank genome assembly
CGCAUGUGAGAGCGCGAGGUCACCGCGUUCCUCGCGUUGCCUCCUCGUGGAUCGGUGAGAGCCUUGUCUGCCGAGGCUCUUGAUCAUCGAGGGUGGAGGGGAGCAGCAGCGCCGUUCUGUGCCACCCAGGAGCCAGCGAGACACGGCCAGGGGACGCUUCUUGUCAGAUUGUCGGCUUCCCAGACCCCAAGCUCGACUCGCGGCGACACGAAAGCAAGGACCCUUCGCUUCGGAGGGACCCUCGCUUGAGAAAGGGGCCAGAGGGAUAGUGCGGCGCGACAUUCGUGUCUUGGAGAGCUGGGGUGGUGGCGUUCCACCAAUCAGAAGAUGGCGUGUGGAAAAGCCGUCGAUGCUUGGGCUCGAAUCGCACCGCGGUGGGCGUUGCUUCUGGUGUUGGCAUUCGUUUGCCAUGCGAGUGCGUCGACGAGCUCGGCGGCGCCCCCUCCGUCACCAGCGGGUGUAACGAUUGCCCCGUCUACCGCAUCGGCGGCGUCUUCGGCGACGGCGGCGGGCGGGGAGGAGGAGGAAUCAUCCAGGGGGGGGAAGUCGUCGCUAACUGUGGUUGCCAUCGCGUUCGGAGUCGCCGCUUUUGUCGGCGGCGGGGCCGUGCUAUUGUAUUGGCUGUGCAAGAGGAACACUAAGCAAGAUCGGAGGAAAAGAAAACGCAGCAGUGGGAACGCCACCAGCGGCGGCAUCGGCGGCGGCAGCAGCACGAUCGCCACGUGGAGGAAGAGGGCUAGCAGCGGCAUGCGCGUCGGCGACGGCGGUGGCGGCGGCAGCGGCAACGGUAGCGGGGGGGACGCCGGCGCCGGAGUAGGGGGCGGGCGGUACAACGAACGGGAGGUGAUCCCGCCUUCCUCCUCUCUCUCUUCUGCCAACGCCUCGCGGUCGGUCUCGCUCGCUCUCAUGGCGGCACCGUUUGAGGGGAGCUCCGCCUGGAACGCCUCCGAACCUAAGCGAGAGUUCGACUUGGAACAAGGCGGCGGCGGUGACGGCGGUGGCAACGGUGACGGCGGUAACGGUGGCGGAGGCGGAGGUGGAGGAGAAGGCGGCGGAGGCGGCGAAUGCGGCUACGGUACCGACGGCAGCAGAGCCACAACACUCGGCGGGAGUAGGAUGGGCCCGCGCUUCGCGAACCCUCUGUAUGCUUUCCGGGUUCCCCCCAAGCGGAAGCUGGGACACGGGACGUCGACGGCGGGGGCGGCGGCGGUGCCGGCGGCUACGGCGAGCCCUAGCGCCGCCGGCGACAUGGACGAGGACGACUACGGGGCGGAGGUGAAGGAGGGCGGGGGCACGGGUUUCUGCGUGGGUGGCGAUGCUAGCGACAACAGCGGCAGCAUCGGAGGCGGUGCCGGUUGCCGGGUCGGGGUUUCCCCGCGGAAGGCGGUAGCAACUACGCCGGCGGGUGGUGGCGGAAGGAGCGACGGCCUCGACGUUGGGGACGAACCGGCAACAACCGAGCUCGACCAGCCCAUCGAAGGUGGUGUUGCCGGAGGAGCGGACUUCAGCACGGCUACGACCGGCGCCUUCAGCGACAGCCUCGGCGACAGGAGCAACGGCAACGGGGCGUACCCGCAGCCCGUGGGCAUGGAAGGGGUCGGGCCGCUAGGGAACGGCAGCGAUGCGGCCGAUGCCGCCGAGGCGUUACGACGGUCGUCCGCGCCCGACCUCCCGCGCGUGCGCUACAACAACGACAAGAACCCUCCCCUUCCCCGACGCCGGUCGCUGGGGGACGACCCCCAGGCCCGAGCCAGGCGUACGGCCGGCCGCUUCGCCUCCGCCUCCUCCUCAUCGUCGUCUAUCGCCGCGUCUUCCGUGCUCCAGGCGGCGGAGGGAGCCGUCGCGGGGGCGCAGUCUCUCUCCCCGCUGGAGACAUUCGUGCCCGGAGCGCGGGAAGUGUCCGGCGUGGCGACGGAGCAGGACACCGAUGCAAUACGCGUCGCUCUCGGGGCGGUGCGGGAGCCCGUUGCGUGCAUGGUGGAGAUCGUGCACUCCUACAAGAACACGCACGUCGUGUCGGAGGUGUUCUUCUCGACCAUGUUCCGCCGGCGCCAGAAGGAGGCCGACGAGGCGAUCCUGUCAGCCGAACGCCUUGUGAGAGCAACCUUACGAUAG